AUGGAGAAGCUACCCAUGAUUCUACUGCUUUGCUCAAUGGUUAUUGCCACGCCGGUGGUUCGCGGCGUUGUUGAAGGGCCAAAAGUAGUGGAAGAGUGGUUCGAAAAGCUCAGCCAUGUAAAGGAAAAGGUGGCCAAGCUUUGUUUCUACUUCCAUGAGAACCUUGGCAAGAGCCAAACCUUCAUGCCGGUGGCCCAAUCCAACAUAACCUAUACAUCACCUAACUUCUUCGGCUUGGUUGUUGUGAUGGAUGACCCAUUAACGGUCGGUCCCGAAAUAUCUUCCAAGCUCGUGGGCCGAUGCCAGGGCCUUUAUGGUUCAACAUCUCAAAUUGAAAUGGGCUACCUCAUGGUUAUGAACUUUGUCUUCGUAGAUGGAGAAUUCAAUGGUAGUAGUCUCGCUGUUAUGGGCCACAACCCAUUAAAGCAUAUCUACCAUGAGGUGUCCAUCGUUGGUGGGUCUGGCAUUUUUCGUUUGGCAUGUGGAGUUCUUACAUCGUGGUCAAUGUUGUAG
Molecule: messenger RNA, 513 nt
Organism: Cornus florida
Lineage: Eukaryota; Viridiplantae; Streptophyta; Magnoliopsida; Cornales; Cornaceae
Product: dirigent protein 11-like
Exons: 1
Coding region: 1-513 (170 amino acids)
Source: RefSeq, a predicted model, not a curated record